GGCAACCUUGGCCAUGCUGGAUAAAAGAAGCAAAAUGGACACGAUAUGUUCCUGAUAGACGACCGCGAAUGAACGCAAUUCGCAUGGGUCUUCGGGAAGUGUCCAAAGUCCCGAGAUAGCAAUGAAAAGCGCACUCGGCUACGCCCACAAUGCCGCGAGGCACUGGCGAACCAUAUCUGUAACUCCUUUCCUGCCCAAAUCCGCUCAACAAUAUUGAACAAGCUGACAUAUCUAGAUGACCGGCUUGCGGUGAGGGUCUAUCCCCGGGCUGUACGACUGAAGCAGGCCCAAGGGAUGGGUAUGCCUGGUCGGUUACUGAUGCAAAGGCACAUUGAAUGAACACUAGUCUGGCCAUUGGGUCGGUGGGCCUGUACGAUGCAAUAUGCAGAGAUAUCGGUCGGUCGAUCGAGGCCGUCCGUCCUGUUGCAGUGGCAGACGUGACACCGGGCUCUGAGGUAGGCCACCCUCAACGGACUUCGGUGUGGAGCUAGUCCGCUUAUUCUUCCCAUUCAGCGUCCGUCAAUGUCGAAUAAUGCUGCGUCGCUCACUGCGAGGAUUGAGCGUUUAGUACGAGUAAACAACC
Messenger RNA from Aspergillus welwitschiae, 583 nucleotides. RefSeq lists its product as uncharacterized. The record is from RefSeq and is a predicted model, not a curated record. The annotation marks the transcript as partial. NCBI's taxonomy places the organism in Eukaryota, Fungi, Ascomycota, Eurotiomycetes, Eurotiales, Aspergillaceae. The transcript has a single exon.